Molecule: messenger RNA, 441 nt
Organism: Saccharomyces eubayanus
Lineage: Eukaryota; Fungi; Ascomycota; Saccharomycetes; Saccharomycetales; Saccharomycetaceae
Gene: SWM2
Product: Swm2p
Exons: 1
Coding region: 1-441 (146 amino acids)
Source: RefSeq, a predicted model, not a curated record
AUGGCUGAUUUAUACAGUGGCUCCACUUUAGAAAGUUUACUAGACGGAUUAACCGACUUGAAUAGAAUCCCGAAGGAGUACUCUCCACUAUUAGAACCAUACUUUCAAAAUAUAGCAAAAGAUGAGAAUUUGAAAUCCAAAGCCCUUGAAAUUUGUCGUUCUAAUUUCCAUAAAUGGAAGGCAGAAGAUGAAAAAGGUGUCGAUCCUGAAAUUACAAGAAGAUGUCUUAACCUGUGGUAUGUCAUCAAAGGUAAAGAGUACAAAAAAUUAAAGAAUCCCCCACCGGCUGAUAACAUUAUUAAAGAUGAGAUUGAUGUGUCAAAUAUUGAGGACCUGAAUGUGGGCAGACUGGAGUUCGAUGAAUAUGGUAAACCUAUAACUAAUCCACUAGAUAAUCUGACCUUAGAAGAGGUCGAAGUUAGUGACUUCAUAAAAGAGUAA